AAUAACAGCUAACAGGCUCUCUCUCUCUCUCUCUCUCUCUCUCUCUCUCUCUCUCUCUCUCUCUCCUUCUUCCUCGUCGGUCUCCUCUGCUUCUCUCUCUGUCUGUGACUGUGAGAGUCUGCAUUUGCCGUGACAGUGAAGAAGACGAACGAAGAAGGAAGCUCCCAUGAAUUUGGCAUAGAAAACUUCGGGCGGAAGAUGUUCAGGCUACACAAGCAGAAGUCCGACAAAUCAGGGGAGAGAUUCGAUUUCAAGCUCUCCAACCUUCAGGCCCUUCAGGUGCCAAAAGGAUGGGACAAACUUUCUGUAGCGGUUGUCUCUGCAGAAACAGGGAAGGCUGUCGGUAAAUCGGCAAAGGCACUUGUGUGCAAUGGAAACUGUCAGUGGACGGAGAGCUUCUCCGAGUCGGUUUGGGUACCGACCUACGAUGCUUCAAAUGACACUGAAGGGUGUCUCCUUAAGAUUGUUGUGUUCAUGGGGUCCUCGAGAUCUGGUAUGCUAGGAGAGGCUAAUAUUAAUUUGACAAAUUUCACGAGUUCCAGAACUUCUGUACCUGUUUCUUUGCCGUUAAAGAAAUGCAGCCACGGGACCGUUAUACAAAUGAAAGUUCAAUGCCUAAAUCCGAAGACGAAGAUCAGGAAUGAGCCAGGAAAGGACAUGACCUCAUCACCAGAGGAGACAAAUAUUGACUACGAUGACAUCGAGAACAAGUCCGAUGUGUCUGAUAAUUUGUCGCACAUGAGUUCAGGAUCUGCAUCGAGCAAUCACAUGGAUGCCCAAUUUCAUUCUGGAGAAAUCAUUAGUCGGGAGACAAGCUUUUCAGCAUCAGGUUCACACUACGGCUACGACCCCGGGGAAGGCUCCUUUGCGAGGGAAAGUUUUUCCCCUCAUAGAUAUCUAAACGGGGCAACUAGCAGUCAUAUUGGAAGGCAAGAUUCGGCCUCUUUCAAUGCCAGUUUAGGGUACGACUCUCCUCCGUCGAGAUCGAAGAACUCCUUCAAUUCCAAGACCUCGCGAUCGAGAAACUCUCUCCAGAAUGAGGACUUGCAACGAAGUUCAAGGACCUUCACGGGAUCGCCUCUUCGUGGUUCGGGUUCCUCUAAGGAACUAAUAGAAGCUGUAGAAGUCACAGUGGAGGAGGUACGAGCCGAGGCCCGAAUGUGGGAGAAGAAUGCGAGGAAGGUUAUGGUGGACCUUGAAAAUUUGCAGAAGAAGUUGUCUGACGAGUUGGAUCAGAAGGAGGCUCUCAAGUUGGAGCUCUCUGCAUCAAAGACAGAGUGUGAUGGGCUAAGGUUGGAAAUCGGAGAAUUGAAAGCGUCCUUGGAGGAAUUGAAUUUGAAGCAAAAUGCGAAGGACAACAUAGGUAAUCUUCAAAAGGAGUUGGAAAAGGAGAUAAAGUUUCUGAAGGAGUCACACACCAAUUUGUCCAUACAGCUAGAGAAGACUCAGGAGUCGAACAUCGAGCUCGUCUCCAUUCUUCAGGAGAUGGAAGAAACCAUAGAGAAGCAGAAAAAAGAGAUAACUGAUCUCUUAGCGGUGAAACCAGAGGAUGAGCAGCCAUGUGAAGAGAGUCGUGAUGGUGGAAUGAAACAGAGUGAACCGGCGGAUAGUAUGGAGAAGCAUACUGAUGAAGAAAAUACUGGGGAGAGACAUCUUUUACUAGAAAUCGAGUCUCUUAAACUGAAGGUGCAGGAGCUUGAGAAAGACUGCAACGAGCUGACUGAUGAGAAUCUCCAGCUGUUAUUCAAGCUCAAAGAGUUGCAAAACCUUCGGGUAUGGGAUGCAUGUUCUACUGCUUCAGUGAAGGACAGCCUAGAAGAUGAGCUAUCCGGGUCUGAGAAAAUGGAAUUAGAGUCGAAAGUGCGUGAUCUCAAAGAGGAACUUUCCUCCAAAAAUGGAGAAUGUUCUAUUCUUGGAGAAAAGUGCGCUGAGUUGGAGGUUCAGCUGCAGACUUUCAGAGACAAGGUUUCUCAGCUGGAUGCUGAAGUUCGUGAAUCUCGCGCCAAUGCAGAUGAAUGGGAAAUUCGGUUUGCCAAACUGGAACAGCAGUUGGAAGAAUAUAAGAAUCAGAGGGAAAUUCCCACAGUUGAUGAUGCUAAGUGUAGCUCUGGUUCAGAGGAUUUAGAGAUGAUGAAAGGGACAUAUUUUGUCACUCAGAGUGACCAACAUGAGGUCAUAUUGAACAGGCUUGUCUAUAUGAGAAGACUCGUUGAGAGAGAAGAUUGCCAAACAGAAGUUGUGGGAGGAGCAAUGGGGGAGAACACGAUCUUGAAUCUUGACCAGCAACUCGGGAUUCUCCACAUGAGUUUGGAAUCUAAACUGGGAGAUCUUAACAGAGAAUUGCUGGACAAAGUUUCAGAGAUAGACAAGAUUAAGGCUGAAAAUUUGUUGAGUCGAGAAGAGACCGAGGGCCUGAGACAUCGGGAAAGAGAGUUGGAGACACAGGUUGGUGAAUUCGAAGAGGAGAAAUACCGAUUAAUAUUAGCCAAUGAGGUCCUCGAAAGAAAGUCAUCAGAGCUGGAAGUUGACUGGAACGCCCUCGAAGCCCAUUUGUCUGAACUAGAAAGGGAAAAUGUCAGCCUCUCUGAACGGAUUUGCGCACUUGAAGCUCAGCUGAGAUAUUUGACUGAUGAAAAGGAAACGAGCCGAUUGGCAAUGCAGAGGUCAGAAUCUUGUUGCUUCAAGCUUCAGGAAGAUGUUCAGAAAUUGGAAUCAGAAAUGGAGGCACAGAAGGCUGACCUGAGAGGAAAGUUGAGUGAAAUGCAGAAGCAGUUGUUGGAAACUAAGGAAGAGUGUGGCUAUCUGAGGAUCGCCAAUCGUAAGUUAGAAGCUACUGCUGAAAGUGUCAUUGAAGAAUGCAGUUUGCUUCAGAAAUCGAAUACAGAGUUGAGAGCAGAGACUUUGGAGCUAAACAGGAAUUAUACAGUCUUGCAAGCUGAACUUGGUGAGUCAGCAAGGGCUUUUGAUCAGCUGUUGGCAGAAAUCGACAUUUUACGAGAGAAAUAUGACUCUGUGUUAGAAGAAACGGCCCUCAAAGAGAGAGCGAUUAAUGCUGAACUAGAUGCGCUUCUUCUUGAGAAUAAUGGAAUCAAUCCAAGUAAGAGAGAAGUUGCCUUUUCAAUAUCGGGAAGCGAGUUUGAAAACAGAGUCUUUAUGGAAUCUGAAGCAAAAGUUCUCCAGCUUAUGGGCGAGCUUUCGGCAUCAAAACAAAACCUAGAUUUUCUGAUGGCUGACCGAGAAAAGCUGCUGCGCCUGCUCGAAGAUUUCAAGUCGAAUGAGGCCAAAAUCAAGACUGACGUUAGGAGACUCGAGUUGAAGCUUAAACGGUUUGAAUACGAGAGAAAACACCUUGUCGAAGAAAUAUCAACCCUUAGAGAUAAGUUGCAGAAAGCUGAGCUCCUUCAGAUUGACGCCUUGAAUCUUAGGAGAACACUCGAUGAGGCCAACUUCGAGAAUGAGCGUCUGGAAGCUUCUUUCCAGGUGCUGCUCGGAGAUUAUGAGGAAACGAGGUUGGAGAGAGACUCGUUCACCGAGAAGAUCUCUAGCAUGGAGAGCACUGUACGAGAAUUAGAAGUGUGCAAAAAUAGGAAAGUCAUGCUAGAGGAGAGGGUUUUAAGAUUGGAGGGCGAUCUAACUGCUCGAGAAGCAUUAUAUGCUGAAGAUGCCGAGCUUAAAAAUGAGCUUGCUCGUGUCAGGAGAACAAAUAAUCAGUUGCAGAAGAGAGUUCAAGAAUACGAGAGAAGGGCUCAAGCUCUCAAGGAGGAGCUGAAGCAAGCGAAUGGAACAGUACGCUGUUCUGUUUCAGAAGAAUCUGAGCACACAACGCUUCAGAAGGAAGAAAUACGCGAAGAAGAGAGCCAUACGGAUUUACGACAAAGAGAGGCUUCAAAUGGACCAAAAGAAGAUCCUCUGCUUAAGAUUCAGUUACUCAAAAACGAACUAGUGGAGGCUCUGGAAGCAAAUAGCAUGUACAAAGAGCAACUUAAAGGCCUACUGUCCAAUGGAGAAACUAUCAGCUUGGCCCCUACCGAAAGGCCAACAGUUGAAGAAAGCGAAGCUCUCGAAUCGGGGACCACAAACAAGGUAUUGAGUCUCGAGAACGAGCUGAGAGAAUUACGGGAGAGCUACCUCCACAUGAGUCUCAAGUAUGCUCAGGGGGAAGCUGAGAGGGAGGAGCUGAUAAUGAGGAUGAAGGCAAUGUAAAGAAAUAACGCAGAACUUUGUUUUCUCUUAUACGGUGAAAUUCUUUCCGUUUUCCCUUUCCCUUUACUCAGUUCAUUUUGACAAAAGAAUUUAUCCUUACCAGUGUAUGUAAUCACAGCAAUAUGAUGUAAUUUCUGCUUCAGAAAUGCAAAUUCAAUCCAAAUUUCACAUUUUUUCCAA
Messenger RNA from Punica granatum (pomegranate), 4383 nucleotides. Lineage: Eukaryota; Viridiplantae; Streptophyta; Magnoliopsida; Myrtales; Lythraceae. The record is from RefSeq and is a predicted model, not a curated record.